AUGUCGAACGCACCAGGAGCAAGCACAGCCGAGUUCGGCCAGCCAUUGAGAAAGUUCAAGCUGGUCUUCUUAGGCGAGCAAUCGGUUGGCAAAACCUCACUCAUCACACGCUUCAUGUACGACACAUUCGACAACACCUACCAAGCGACCAUCGGCAUCGAUUUCCUCUCCAAAACCAUGUAUCUCGAAGACAGAACCGUCAGAUUGCAGCUCUGGGAUACAGCAGGACAGGAGCGAUUCCGAUCCUUGAUCCCAUCCUAUAUUCGAGAUUCCUCUGUUGCUGUGGUGGUUUAUGAUAUCACCAACCGAGCAUCAUUCCAAAACACCUCAAAAUGGGUCGACGAUGUGCGAGCAGAGCGUGGCAACGAUGUGAUUAUCGUCUUGGUUGGUAACAAGACUGAUUUGAGCGAUAAGAGACAAGUUACAACGGACGAAGCAGAAAAGAAAGCUCAGGAAUUCAACGUCAUGUUCAUCGAAACUUCGGCCAAAGCGGGACAUAAUGUCAAGGUCUUAUUCAAAAAGAUCGCCCAAGCGUUGCCAGGGAUGGAUAAGGAUUCGGAUGUUGCCAAUGCUGGCCCUACUGCCAACAAGAAUAUCGACGUAACCGCGCCACCAGCACAAACGACAAUGCAUGACGGAUCGUCUUGCAAGUGCUGA
Molecule: messenger RNA, 657 nt
Organism: Ustilago hordei
Lineage: Eukaryota; Fungi; Basidiomycota; Ustilaginomycetes; Ustilaginales; Ustilaginaceae
Product: putative YPT6 - GTP-binding protein of the rab family
Exons: 5
Coding region: 1-657 (218 amino acids)
Molecular function (GO): GTPase activity; GTP binding
Source: RefSeq, a predicted model, not a curated record